Messenger RNA from Chionomys nivalis (European snow vole), 8538 nucleotides. It is a transcript of the gene Pak3, whose product is annotated as p21 (RAC1) activated kinase 3. The transcript has 18 exons. Gene Ontology annotation, cellular component: cytoplasm. Gene Ontology annotation, biological process: regulation of actin cytoskeleton organization; intracellular signal transduction; regulation of MAPK cascade. Gene Ontology annotation, molecular function: ATP binding; protein serine/threonine kinase activity. Bases 376 to 2118 code for a protein of 580 amino acids. The record is from RefSeq and is a predicted model, not a curated record. NCBI's taxonomy places the organism in Eukaryota, Metazoa, Chordata, Mammalia, Rodentia, Cricetidae.
AGAGGGGUUCUGUAGCAGGCGGGCAGCUGUGGCUGCAAACAAUCUGGGGUCUUACACUGGGGGCUGCAGCUUUUCCCCCUCUGGGAGUGAGCGCACUGGGCGAGAGAAGAGCCGUGGGGGGAGCCGGCUGGGCCCGGGGCUGCGGUUGCGGCCGUUGGGCUGCAGCUCCCCAGCCCAACUGUCAGCGUGCUUGGAGGUACUGGAAAGGUCUUGGCAGGGUGGCUGGACCCUUAGCAGACUCAAAUCCAGGCCAACUGUAUGGUUGUCUGAGGUGUUGGAACAGAAGGAGGUGCAUUCCUGUUGGCGACAGCCCUGUGGCCCUGUUCUGGAAUGAGCCAGGUCUAAAAGGAGCUGUGAAAUCAGCUGCACCUGAAAAUGUCUGACAGCUUGGAGAACGAAGAAAAACCCCCAGCUCCCCCACUGAGGAUGAACAGCAACAACCGUGAUUCUUCAGCACUCAACCACAGCACCAAACCACUCCCCAUGGCCCCCGAAGAGAAGAAUAAGAAAGCCAGGCUUCGCUCUAUCUUCCCAGGAGGAGGGGAUAAAACCAAUAAGAAGAAAGAGAAAGAACGCCCAGAGAUCUCUCUUCCUUCAGACUUUGAACAUACGAUUCAUGUGGGGUUUGAUGCAGUCACCGGGGAAUUCACUAACUCCCCUUUCCAGACCUCUAGACCUGUGACGGUCGCUUCAAGUCAAUCAGAGGGAAAAAUGCCAGAUCUCUAUGGCUCACAGAUGUGCCCAGGGAAGCUCCCAGAGGGAAUUCCUGAGCAAUGGGCACGAUUACUCCAAACCUCCAACAUAACAAAACUGGAACAGAAGAAGAACCCACAAGCUGUUCUUGAUGUCCUCAAGUUCUAUGACUCCAAAGAAACUGUCAACAACCAGAAAUACAUGAGCUUUACUUCAGGAGAUAAAAGUGCCCAUGGAUAUAUAGCAGCACAUCAGUCGAAUACAAAAACAGCUUCUGAGCCUCCUUUGGCUCCCCCUGUAUCUGAAGAAGAGGAUGAAGAAGAGGAAGAGGAAGAAGAUGACAAUGAGCCCCCACCUGUCAUCGCACCAAGACCAGAGCAUACAAAAUCAAUCUAUACUCGUUCUGUGGUUGAGUCCAUUGCUUCACCAGCAGCACAAAAUAAAGAAGUCACCCCGCCUUCUGCUGAGAAUGCCAAUUCCAGUACUUUGUACAGGAAUACAGAUCGGCAAAGGAAAAAAUCGAAGAUGACAGACGAGGAGAUCCUAGAGAAGCUAAGAAGCAUUGUGAGUGUUGGGGACCCAAAGAAAAAAUAUACAAGAUUUGAAAAAAUUGGUCAAGGGGCAUCAGGUACUGUUUAUACGGCCCUAGACAUUGCAACAGGACAAGAGGUGGCCAUAAAGCAAAUGAACCUUCAACAGCAACCCAAAAAGGAAUUAAUUAUUAAUGAAAUUCUUGUCAUGAGGGAAAAUAAGAACCCAAAUAUUGUUAAUUAUUUAGAUAGCUACUUAGUGGGUGAUGAGCUGUGGGUAGUCAUGGAGUACUUGGCUGGCGGCUCUUUAACUGAUGUGGUCACAGAAACCUGUAUGGAUGAAGGACAGAUAGCAGCUGUCUGUAGAGAGUGCCUCCAAGCUUUGGAUUUCUUGCACUCAAACCAAGUGAUCCAUAGAGACAUAAAGAGCGACAAUAUUCUCCUUGGGAUGGAUGGUUCUGUCAAACUGACUGAUUUUGGGUUCUGUGCUCAAAUCACUCCUGAGCAAAGUAAACGAAGCACUAUGGUGGGAACUCCCUACUGGAUGGCACCUGAGGUGGUAACUCGGAAAGCUUAUGGUCCAAAAGUUGAUAUCUGGUCUCUGGGGAUCAUGGCCAUUGAAAUGGUGGAAGGUGAACCUCCUUACCUUAAUGAAAACCCACUCAGGGCCUUAUAUCUGAUAGCAACUAAUGGAACCCCAGAACUCCAGAAUCCCGAGAGACUGUCAGCUGUAUUCCGUGACUUCUUAAAUCGCUGUCUCGAGAUGGAUGUGGAUAGACGAGGAUCUGCCAAGGAACUUUUGCAGCAUCCAUUUUUAAAAUUAGCCAAGCCUCUCUCCAGCCUCACUCCUCUGAUUAUCGCUGCAAAGGAAGCAAUUAAGAACAGUAGCCGUUAGAACUGCGAGCCUUAGCCCUCACCGUCUCCCUGAUGAGUAAGACUGAACUAAGAUUCUGCUGCAGGAAACACGGAAGAAAAGACAGUCAAAUGGGGUGGGGGUUCUUUAACUUUCAAGUAAAUAGAAACUUCUUAUAAGCCUUUUUCCUACUCUCUCAGACUAUGUAAUUUAUUUGUAAUCCUGAACUGCUGCCCACACAGGGCAGCAAUGUUGAAGUGGCCCUUAAGUGGCCACUUCCCACCGUGAAGCAAAAGAGCCAGUAGUGAACUCCCUCAUUUUGUGCAUUUACUUUGAAGAAAAAGAUUUCUCAAAGAUGCACACUCCCUCUUCAUAGUGUCGUCUUUGUUUUUAAGUUAGACAGUAGUCCCUCUUACAUUCGAACCUCUUUCAAAACUCCUUACCCAAUGUGAUGUUUUUUCACUUGCAUUGUCAUUAGAUGUUCAGAAGAAAUAAAAGAUGUCAACAUUUUUUUUAAAAAAAUAAAGAAAAGAAAAAAAAAGCAAAAACAAAACAAAACCAAACAAAAAUGAAAAAAAAUCGAACAAAGGCUGUGUGAAGCUGUGGACGUCCAUGUCCUAAUAGAGUCGCAAUUUUUUAUUAUUCUUCUGUAGUGGUGGCUUGGUUUGUGUACCUAUUUUUCUGCAUUUGUAUUGGAAAAGGUUUCCUUUAAGACAUUUUCCAAAAGUGGAGAAGAAUCUGAGUGUUCGGGAUGAGCUUGUAAAAAUUGUGUCUAAGCAGAGCUCUACUUGUGAGAUCCUGUCACAUUUUACCAGGAUGCUUCUAGUAGUGGAAUUGUUGUGUAAAGCAGUUUGUUGGCCUGUGAUAACAGAAAAGUGACACACCCUGAAACUGUGGCAGUACUUCUGGGUGAGUCCAGGUCCGAAACCUAGGAUAUCCAGAUAGGGGAAACCUUACUUACACAAAGAUGGAACUUUCUCUGAGAGCCAAAAGGAAAACGCAGAAUUCCUUUGACAAUAAGUAAACAAAGAUAAUAGUGAAUUUAAUCCUCUCUUGUGCUCCUGUAACAUAAGCAUUGUACAAUAAGCACACUGUGAGGAAAUAGAUCCAUUAGUCAACAUUCGUCAUGAUAAAAAUUAUUCAUUUUGACAAUGUGUAACACUUAAGAAUUUUUUAAAAUCAAGAGAUUGGAGAUACAAUAUUCAUCUCUGUAAGAAACGGGAAGUUGGUGAAAGCUACUUCCCAGUCACCACACCUCGAAAUACUUGCUGUUUCCCCUCUGUAUCUCCAAUCUCUUUGUCGGGAUAUGGUGUGUUCUAUUUAGUUACUUGGGCUUUUGUCCUUUUAAAGCCUGUUCAUAAAGAUGUUAAAAGCUCACCAAGACAAUUAUUUUGAUCUGUAUUUGUAUCUCUGAAGAACUAUCAGUCCAAUGGAAUUCCUUUUGUGGCUUGAGGAAAGAUCUUAAAGUCUACUUUAUUUCAUUAUAUGUAUAUACACAUAUAUUUAUUAAAAUUUGUAAGUUGAUAUUUUUAAUCUUCUGGGAGUAGAACAACAUCUGGAAGGUGUCUACAUAGAAAAGGAUAUGCUUCUCUUCUGAGUGUAUAGUCAAUUUCAUGAAUUCGAGAAAUUUUGUUUCACUAGGCCUUUGAAAAGCCAGCAACUUAUGCUAUACAGCAUUUCUUCAUUUGUAGAGAUAGAGAAUCUGAAUAGAGUUUAUCUACAUUCAACAAGAGGGGAAAGAGCUCAAUGGCAUAUGCCUUUCUCCUCUGUGAGGUACAUCUGCCCAUUUAACCAUCCAUCCAUCCAUUCCUUUAAAUGAAAGCACUGUCUCUAGAGUUUCUGCUGACCAUGUAGUGCAUAUGUUUAUGUUGAGAAGAUACCACUGGUGGAUUUCCUAUUUUCCUACGUUAUAAAAUUAGGGUGGGGUUUGACCCUCCCCUGAAAAUAUUUACCAUGAAAUAAAAGACAAAUAUGAAAAGAAAAUUAAAUGAUUAUAUUAAUUUCCUGUUUAUUUUGCAAAGAGGUAUCUGAACCUAAAAUAUUUAAAUGUCACACCUCUCUAGUGAGAGAAAAAGAACCUUAAUUUUUACUUUACCUUACUUUAAAUUAAGGAUUUUUUUUCCCACUUGUAAUGCCAGGGAAUUCCACAAGAUACCUGGGAUGCAAAUACAGUUCAAUUGAUGGCUAUGCUCUGCUAAUAGAGCCCAAACCCUGGUUGGGAAGUCCAAGACAUCAAUUAACAUCCUUUGCAUGUUGUAAAGGCCUUUGUUGUUGUUGCUGUUACUGAUUAUUAUUGUUGUUGUUGUUGUUAUUUUAAAAACCCUGGAGCAGUGAUCCUUCAGAUCACUGUCGGCAGAGAAAUGGCUGCUCUUUAUGCUCUCUGUUUAGCAUAUUAGCAGGGAGGGGCUAGGUACCUAUUUACCAUCACUUUGUACAAAGAUUUAACAAUAUGUUCCAGUAGACAUUACUUGUACAAAAUUAUAUCUAUGUACAUGUUCUAAUUAGAGCAGUCUCUAAAGUCUCUUCCCUGUGUUGACAAGUUACAUAUAUUUCUAGUAAGUAUUAGAGAGGAACUGCUUCUCAUGCCAAAAUGAUGCUGAAGGGUCCAUAUUUGGGAUACUUGAACAACUAGACCUCCAGAUGGUUAAUAGUUGAGUCCCUUUCCUUUAUUUUGUUUUGAGCUCAUUUUAAUCCAGGUGAGUCUAUCCAGUUCUUUAACGUUGCCAGUGUGCCCUGAGACAUUUGUGGGCACAUUUUUGAAUGUUGAUUCAAAAGUCCUGAGAUAGGAAUAGGGCAGUGGGAAAGUCAGGGAAGGGUGAGAAGCACAGUAAAGAUUAUUUAUUUAAGAAAGAAUAGAACAUUAAUAUUGUAGCAAGGAUCUGGUUCGUUGUCAUAAUCCCAUGAAGAUUUGGGGAUGACACAAUCCCUCUAAAUCAGUCACCAUUUUGGGAAAUGACUUCGUUCUUGAUGAUCUUGUCUAUGUGUCCUUGUAAAUAUUUGUGCGUCCAUACUCCAUUUUGGCUACUGGAUGGCCAAGUCACAUGAAAAGAUUUAAAUCAAGUAUUUAUUCUUUAAUUGUGUUAUUCAGGUUUCUUUCAGGCUUGUGAAUUGCACCUACAGUGUUUCAGUUUAACCAUCUAAUCCUCACGUCUAUCUCUCUUGUGAAGCACAUUCCAUUGCUAAAAAAAAAAAAGAAAUAUAGAUUGCUUCCUGUUUUCUGUAUAUCUGUUUUUGAUAUUUUGAGAUGUUUGUCAAUAAUGGAUAUUUCUCACCUCAAAGAUUGUGUAAAUAUAUUAAUUUCCUCAAUGGGUCAUCUAUUUCUAAUGAGGCUGCCAGUUCUCAGAGAGAGUCUAUGAAAUCACUUUCAAAUAACACAAACAGACAUUACACCUAUGUAAAAAGAGGUGUGCAUAUGGAUAAAGUCUGGGAACACAGAUAAUUGAAAUUGGUUGUGUUAGGGUGGUGGGAUUACGUGAAAACUUUUCUUUCAGAAACUUACUUUCUUUGAUAUUAUUAUAUUAUUAAUUUAAAAAAUAAACAACAGAAAGAGAACUAUAGAAACAUAGAAGAGAUGCCAGGAGCAAAUGCCUUCUGGCCAGAGCCCAGAGCAUGCAGGGCACAGAUAUUUCCUAGUUACAAUUAUUCUGUAGGCUUUAUACUUGCCUAGGUACUGAGGUUGGCACAUGCUCAGGUAUGGCACAUGCUUUCUUAUGAGACUAUUAUCUAAGUCAAAGCUAAGGAGAUGUCACUGCUAGAACUCCAAAUGUAUUCUGCUAUAAAUCAAGCUUUCUUCAGCUUUGGUAUGGCAUCCAGGUGUCUAUUUUGUUUGCCUUAGAUUGAAGAGCUGACAACUUGAUUAGCCCCUUUGAUAAUAUUUGUUUCCGGUGACUCCUUUCUCGAUUGUCUUAAAAGAUUUUCAAAGUCAAUUUUUGAAGAACAGAGGAUAAAAUAGCUAGUUCCCACAAUUUUCUUGCAUAACAAGACCUAAAGUUCUUUUUUAAUGGCCAUAGGCAAAUCCCAUUGGUUUCAAUAGAAAUUACCAUAUACAAUUAAACCUAACUCCAAGUUUCUUAAGAGAAAUAGGAUUGCCUGUCAGCAUUCAGUUCCAGUCCUGUUAGUUUUGGCUUGAGGUGGUCUCCUUGUUCUCUUGUGCUGCAGAAUUAUAGCUUGUACUUAGCAAUUGUGGUUUUGUCAGAGAAAGAGAGACCAACCAUCAAAAGAGAAGAAAUUCCUUCUAACUCACCAAAGAAAUUUAGGUGAGAACUUUAUUAAUGUAUGUCAUACUGUGGUAAUCAAAAGCAGGCCCAACCCCCAGAAUCUCAUAGACUUUUACUUAGUUAUUCACAGUAUGUCUGGAAGUCGUAACCUUGCUAUUCUGGUUGAAUCUCAUCCUUUUCUGAGCUUAUUGCAGUUAAUAUUCACUUAAACAAAUGAAGGGUGUGUGGUAUAAACAUCUCCCAGUCUUGGAAGAAGAAGCCUGAAAUUCAGCAUUUGUAAACCGACAGUCUAAUGGGGCCUGGGAUUUGGAAUAACCUUAACACACAAUACUGAACAUAUAUUUGCAUGUGGAUUGGAAAGGGAAUAAAUAGGACCUUGGAAAUAAGGGAAAUGUUUCUCUUAUGAAAGAGUUUUUUCAUAAAAGACAUUUUUUACUCUAGUGUUUGGUUGUUUAGCUUUUAGUUUUAUCAUUGCUUUUCUGCUUCACACUCCUUUAGUGAUCAAAUAUAUUGAACCCAACUUCUCAUGCCUGGGAAUGUCUGUUUAUCAUUAAACAGUAUCUAACUGAAUCUGCAAAUGUGGGAAUCGAGAUGUCAUCAUGUGCACACCUCUGACUAGAAAUACACUAUCAACUUGUAGCAUGUACUGCCACUUAAUAUCAUUGAACUUGAAAGGUGAACUUACAGAGUCUAACGAGUGCCAUCAGCGUCUCCACGGAAAGCUGCCAUCGGGUGAAUGCUGUCCUGUAAUACCAACAGCAUGGCUAGGAAUGUGGUCACCUGAUUCAGAACCAAGGAAAGGAUUGACAGCAAUGCUAGAAAAUGAGUUAGAUGUAGUAGAAGGAGCCCUGCUCAGGAAAGAGACAUAGAUGUUGACAUGGGCGUUCUGCCUAACUUGCUCUGUGACCUCGAGCAAAUCACAUAGCUUUCUAUUUACUCAUCUAUAAAAUAAAGGUGUUGAAUUAACUGCUCUUCAAGGUCUUUCCAAAAGCUCUGACAUUGUGUGGGGUAAUAGUUUGCCUUGCAAAUUUAGCCUGCCAAGGCGAUGGCAAAUAUCACAAGCUUAAGCCUGGAUCUCUUAUGUUGCAGUUACAUAGAACUAUGUGAGAUGGAAAAACUCAAGUAAAUGAAGUUAACAGCACCAGAGAAUGCUGAUCAAACUCAUGGAAACCUUCCAACUUCUUCACAAUAGUUUUGUUUUUAUUUUAUUGUGUUUUUUUCCACUGGAUGUUCCCAGUUUUCAUUUUCUAUACACUGUAUGUAAAGUCUGGUUUCCAUUAAACUGUGGCUAGAAUUUGCUACUAGAACAGAAAUUCACUGUCACAUUUCAUAGAAUAAAACUGUACUUGGGCCUCUCUUUUCCUAUGAAAGAGUGAUGGGCCUGAGAGCAUUGAAGUAGAAAUGGCACAGGAUGGCAGAACCCAAGCAUUUUAAUGGCUAAGACCACAGACUGGACCUAUGUACUUACAAGUUGCAAAAGUAGCAACAAAAAGGCAAUUGUGUGCUUUUAGCUAACAAAUUAACUAUUGGGAUUAAAUAAAACAUUUCUCCUGAAAACGCCCACAGAAAUUGUCUAGUUGUAUGAGCAUGCUAUUGAGAAGAAGAUAAACUAGAAGUUAGUUUGGUGGAUGAUCCCUACUGUCUGCCUACAGCAGAGUGCCAACCAGCCCUGGGUGUGAAAUUCAAGUUCAAUGUGUGUGCUUGUGUGUGGUGUGCUUUUUGGACCCGCAUAUACUAUCUUCAUUAGUGAUGGUAAUAUCUUUCACCAUUAAUGGCUUGAGUUUAUAAAUCUCAGUACUUCUGCAGUAGGAGCCAGAUCACAUGGAUACUGAUGUCUACUGGGUUUGAACUCAUAACAUCCAAAUAAAAUAAAUUGAGGAGAAUCUUCAUUUUCACUGUUUAUCGGAGUUGUAUCUCAUUUGGCUGUGCAUUAAUUUUGUCAAAAUGUGUUAUUUGUAAGCCCAUGUGUAGUGAAAUUCUUCUGUAAUUUUGGAUUAGCGGUAUUUAUGGUCUUACGUUUGUUUGAUUUUGAAAUUAUUUCUUUUGUAGACUUGCUGAUGGUAUGACUCCAUCUGUCUGCCCUCAGCAACAGAUCUCUUUGAGGAUUUUAAUUUUUAAUAUUUUAUUUUAAAUUGUGGUUGAAGCAAUAGAAAUUUGAAAUAUGGAUUGUGCAUGACUGUGUCUUGAGUGUAAAAAUAUUGCAGUUUGAAACUUGGACCUAAAGUAUUGCAAAUAAAAUGACAAA